GUCUGUCAGUCAUUGUGUUAUGUCAACCUUUUAACAGUCUCAAACAUCAGAACAGUACUACACUACAGUAGUUCUUUCUUGUUUUCACUUUCAGUUCGUUCGAUUGUCGUUUUUGUCAGAUUGUCAAAACUCAACUAUUAGGCUAAGUGUUAACUCAAUCAGACAAACAAGUUAAACAUAACAUAACCAAACCACCAAUAAUUGCAGUCUUCAUGUUUAACUGACAGAUUCUGUACCAUGGGAAAAGCACUGGGCAUUGAUCAUUUGCCCCUCGAAGUUCUAGAGGUGCUUAUUACGUUCCUCUCGGCAAACGAUUUAACCAAUUGCAUAGGUGUUAGUCAAACUUGGUAUAGUAUUUUUAGUAACGAUUUAUUUUGGAAAAGACAUUGUAUAGGUAGUUCAAAUGACUAUUUUUCAACAACCAAGUGCCUUGUUGAACCUGGUUUCGAACUAAAAAACGACACAGUUUUGCCCAUUCAAGAAAAUAGGCUUCGGUUCUUGCAGGAACAACACUUAUUGAAAAAUUGGAGAUGUGGGCGCUUCAAGAAGGAAGAAAUUGAAUUUGACUGUGAUGACAGCAUCAGCUACAAUAUUAAUGUAUCAUUUUUAGACAACGACCAUGUAUGCCUUCAUCUAACAUAUGAAACUCAAGUUUGGAAUCUAGCUGACACCCCAGUCCUAGUAUUGACUAUACCUUACUGUUUGAGUGAAUUGUGGGAAGCCAACAUUUAUAAAAUAGUCAAUGGCAACCUGAUAGUUGUGAUCCAAUGUAAUGUUGUUCAAGUUUACAAAAUUUGCUUGGAUUCCAAAAGCUGGGUUCUUUAUCAUGUCUUCUUUUUUGAUAAACCUGAAGAUUUCUCUCGUAGUCUAACAGCUGAUAGCGAUGUUGAUAGUAUCUUCGUCUCAACAUGUAGUGACUUUUCAGAGGUUAAUUGUGAGUGUGUUGUUUGUGGACAAUACAUGAUUGGAGCCUAUAUAAAUGGGGAAUCUCCUCUCUUGCACAUUUGGGACAUCAAGACGGGGAAAAAGGUUAAAGAGGAUAAAUACGAAGUCGGACAAAUACAAUAUAUAACUUUUAAAUCUACAAAACAAGUCACUGAUAAGGUCCUUGUAACCUACAAAUUAAAAAAUGUCACUAACAUAGGAGGUAAUGUGGGAAGAUGGAGCUCAAUUAUUUAUGAUACUUCAUUGUUACAGUUUAUUCUGCCUAGUAGAUUUGUUCACAACGGAAGUGUGUUGUAUUUUGAUGGCCAUCUGAGUGUCAUUGAUGACACACCCAUCAAGAUAGUACAUCAUCAUGAUGCAAUGCACCAGAAUGAAACCAUGACUGAACCAAGCAAAUCUUUGCCUGAUUAUGUAAAAUAUGUGACAUCCGUUAAGCCCCUAGGCAGUAACCUAUUGAUAUCUACCAAGCAACAAAUAUACAUUGUAAAUACUGUAAAUUUGGAAACCUGUAACCUUAUGAAAGCAGAUUUUAGACUUGAUCAUAUUGAAGUGUUGGCUGGGAGAUUUGUUUUAUUGCAUGAAAUUGAUUAUAAAAGCAUUAAAGAGGUAUGGGAAAUUGGCAAAUCCUGCAGAAAAGUUUUGGAAUUUCCCGAGGAUUCUGGCACUUACGUUGCGUCGAAUAGUGUAUGUUCUAAGGCAGUUUUGGAGCAAGGUAACAAACUUAUUGUAUUGAAUUUCUGGUAGAAAUUGGUUAGGGGUGAAUGUGGUUAAAGGCUGUCUCAUGUUAAGUUGAGGCAGACUACCUGACCAGAGGGUAUAGCAGGACAAUGGCUAGACCGAACCUUCGACGGACCGUCCCGACCCUUGGAGUAAAUCCCAUUAACUACGCUUCACUGAAUACUUCACUUAAAAGCGUAAAUAUAUUGAUUAAUUAAAAAUAUAAUAAAUUCAUCAUAUCUGAAAAUAAUGUAUACUAGGUUAUAAAAAAACAAAAUGUUUCAUGUUCGUCCCAUGCAAAUCGGCCGACUUGAAGUAUUAAAACAAACUGCUAAUUUGUCUCUUGUAGUACAAAAUUAAUUUAUAAGUCUGUAUUAAUAGUGCAUAUAUCAAUGUAAAUCAAAUUAGAGCUUUGUCUUAGAUUGUUCAAAAUUAUAUAUAAUUUUUGUAAUUUUUACAUUUUAUACGUUAAAGAAGUGAGAUUAAUAACCGUGUGGCUUAAAUAACGGGUUUGAUUAAUCGCAAGGGCAAUAUGUAAUUGUUAAUUAAAUAAAAAAAAAUCUAGCCACCAUCUAUGUCGGGAACCGGAGAAUCAGUGUGUAUCAAGUUGCAUCCUACUCCAGUUUUGAUAACAAUAGAGGUUUCCACUCAUUAACGGCGUUUCGAAUGCUUAUCUUUAAAGGUAAGGGUCAAGUGGAGGUGAUAGAUUUCUUCCCCUAAAAUCACCUAAAUAUUAUGAACGAAGUAUAAUACAGAAUAUCAAUUGUUAGUAAUUUAAAAUUAAAUAUUGUACUUACAGUAGAACUCCAACUAUCCGAACUCCAAUUAACCGAAUCGCCGAUUAUCCGAAUCGCUUAUUUCAACAAUUUUAAUAAUGUAAAGCUACAGUAAUAAUAAGGUUUGGAAAAUAUCAAAGAAUUGUUAUUAACAACAAGUGUAGAACACUUGUGCUAAGAGUAUUGUAUACUGUAAAAAUGUUCUGAUUUCAUUUAUUAUUAAUUAAAAAUUCAUUUAGUACCGGAAAUGAGGAUUUUUCUUGGAAAUUCCCGGAAUUCCUGUAAAACUCCGAUUAUCUGAAUUUUUGAUUAUCCGAAUGGGGUCUGGUCCCAAUUGAUUCGGAUAAUCGGAGUUCUACUGUAGUUAUAAGAGUAAAAGUUUGUUUUAAUACUUAAAGUCGGCCGAUUAGCAUGGUACGAACAUGCAAAAUUUUGUUUUUUUAUAACCUAGAAUACAUUAUUUUCAGAUAUGACGAAUUGAUUAUAUUUUCAAUUAAUCAAUAUAUUCACGCUGUUAUGUGAAGUAUUCGUUGAAGCGUGGUUAAUGGGAUUUACUCCGAGAGCCGAGAGGGUCCGUCGAAGGACCGGCCUAGCCAUUGUUCUUCUCUACCCUCUGGUCAGGUAGUCUGCCUGUUGUGGAAUGAUCUUGUAAAAAGUCAGUCGUAGGGGAAGCUGGGGCAAUAAGUAGACAAAAAGGGUAAUAAGAGAACCACUAAUUUAUAUCUCUAAAUCUAAUAGGAGUAGGAAUGAAAAAAUCAUACAAUAAGUGGUCCAAAUGGUAAACCUAAAAACUAAUUUGAAAUCUCUAUGACUUUUGAAAUUAGUGAAAAAUUAUUAUCUUAUUACCUCCCUGACUACCUGAAUAAGAGUGUAAUUUUCUUAUUUGAAAGUAUUCUGAAGUUGGUGGGGUAUCAAGAGAAACCUUAUACAUACAUAUUCAGAAAACUGUGGGGUAAUGAGAGAAUUUUUAAUAAUUAUUUUAAAAUAAAUUAACAUGGCUAAUAACUUUUUUUCAUAUCUUCUUUAUAAUCUCCGUUUUAGGAAAAACAACUUUAGAAUUAAUUUUUGAAACAACUCUUUGCCGAUAAAAAAUAUAUAUGUUUGAUAGGCUUACUUAUAAAUUCAAACUACUAAAUCAGACCUAAGCCUUUUUGUUACCUUAUAAUAGUGAUGAGUAAACAUUGAAGUACAAAAUUACAACUUUAUUUAAUUGUCCAACUUUCAAACUACUAAAAACUAUUUUUUAUAAAUUAGGUAUGCUACAUUUUUUUCUCGUAUUACCCCAGCUUCCACUACUAUGAUGAGGCUUUAAUUAUGGAAAAUAACUGUUUAUAGAGGAUAAAGAUCUUUUGUUAUUUACCUAUUUAGGGUAGCUGAUAACGUUUAAAAUUAACCUAUAUCUUGAACACCUUAAGCUUUAUAAAAAUUUAGCCUAAUUCCUUUGAACAGGUUAACCGUUAUGUUAAAAAACUUAAGGGUAGGCUAUAUUUUUUUAUACUAAGCCAACGUCAUGAUUAAAAAUCACCUGUAGAGAUUUUUUUUUAUUUUCAAACAAAAAUGCUGAAGGAGUAGAAUGUAGAAAAUACAUGGAUAGGAGAGUAAGGAAACCUCAAUCCAAGAGGAUUUUAAUUUUUUGUACAUAAAUUUCUUGAAAUUGAGAGCUAAACUUAUCUCAUACCUCUGUUUGGGUUUUAUGAGUGUAAAAUUUUCUAUGAGUUAGAUAUAGGGCCUAAGGUUAUUUCUGCAUAAUUUUUUUAAACAGUUGGUUCCCAUAGACAGGCCCACUUUUAUAAACGGGCAGACUGGGCAUAUGCCCAGGGGCGCCAGAGGUUUGGGGGCGCUCACCGGGUGUCCCCCAACCACUGCCUGCCCACACUAGGAAAAAAGGGGGCGCUGCUUUUGUGUUUGCCCAGGGCUCCACUGACCCUUAACGCGGCCCUGCCCAUAGAAGAGCACUAGGCUAACUGUCUAGAUUUGCCCAUAGUACUAGCUGUCCUGGUCAUUGUUUACUGAGGUUUAUUCUGUAUGUAAAACUAUUGGGUUCCAAAAUAAAUAAAGCCUAACUUGUACAAA
Molecule: messenger RNA, 4511 nt
Organism: Macrosteles quadrilineatus (aster leafhopper)
Lineage: Eukaryota; Metazoa; Arthropoda; Insecta; Hemiptera; Cicadellidae
Exons: 2
Coding region: 238-1689 (483 amino acids)
Molecular function (GO): protein binding
Source: RefSeq, a predicted model, not a curated record